Cotesia glomerata is the source of this 1479-nucleotide messenger RNA. RefSeq lists its product as uncharacterized. The record is from RefSeq and is a predicted model, not a curated record. Gene Ontology annotation, biological process: DNA integration. The transcript is spliced from 2 exons. NCBI's taxonomy places the organism in Eukaryota, Metazoa, Arthropoda, Insecta, Hymenoptera, Braconidae. Bases 1 to 1479 code for a protein of 492 amino acids. Gene Ontology annotation, molecular function: nucleic acid binding.
AUGGUACUUAUUCCGUAUGAGGAUAUUGAUAAAUUGAAAUCUGGAGCAAAAAAUUUUGAACAAGUGUUAACUGCUCUCUCCACACAAUAUCUGCCUACAUCUCAAACUCCGGGGGAUCCACUUUCUCGUCUUGAUGCCGAAUUGUCUAAGACUUUAAAUGAAAGUUCGUCAAAUAUUAGCGAUAACAAUAAAUUAAAACAAUAUUCCGAACUAUUGAGACGAUAUUUGUUUUUCAAGAACAAACCCCAUGAGGGUAAUUCUACUGUUGAAAAAAUUGAAAAUAGUGAAGUUAUUCCUGAAACUGCUGAUUUUUCUGGCAUUAAUAGAGAUUCAGAAAUUAGUAAUAUAUCGAUAAAUAAUAGUAAUGCUGAACAAAAUAAAUCGUAUAAAGUUUCUGACAUAGUAAAUGGUGUUCCAAAAACAUACCAAACAGCAGCGGAAAAUAUUCUGCGUCAUAUUGAGUCUGUAGACAAUGGUGAACGGUUAAAGUGGGAUAAUAAAGGAAGUGUUACUUUGGAUGACCGUAAAAUACCAGGUGCUAAUAUAGUUGACCUCAUAAAUGAUGCUGUAUGUCAUAGAAAAACUGUAAAGGCUACAGAUGAUGUAUGGGAGGCUGAUCUUGUAGAAAUAAAAUCUUUAAAAACUUAUAAUGAUGGUGUUUCAUUUAUCCUAGUUGUAAUAGAUGUCCUAAGUAAAUACGUAUGGGUUGAAUCCUUAUUAGAUAAGUCAGCAAAAUCAGUUUUACAAGGUUUUAAGAAUAUUUUUGACCGUAAUAAAGGGCGUACACCAAUAACUCUGCAAAAAGACAAAGGAAAAGAAUUUGUAGCCGGUACAGUCCAGGAUUUUUUAAAAUCAAAAGAUAUAAUUUUUCGAACAGCGCGAAAUCCAGAUGUUAAAUGUGCAGUGGUAGAAAGAGUAAAUCGAACAUUAAAAGAACGCAUGUGGCGAUAUUUUACUCACAAAAAAACAUAUCGUUUUAUAGAUAUUUUACAACAAUUAGUUAAAGCGUAUAAUAAUACAAAGCAUAGUUCAAUUAAAAUGCAACCAUCAGCCGAGACUAUAUAUAAUGCUAAAACGGCAUGGGAUAAUAUUAGAAAUCAGUUUAAACCAAUAAAACCACGCCGAAAACCCCUUAAAUAUAAGAUGAAUGACUACGUACGCAUUAGUAAAUAUAAGUCUGUCUUUGAGAAAGGAUAUGAGGCUGGAUAUACUGAAGAAAUUUUUCAAGUUACAAAAUCAAAGCUUCGACAAAAUAUCCCUAUUUAUGAAAUAAAAGAUUUAAUUGGUGAAGACAUUGAUGGCUUUUUUUAUGAACAAGAGUUAUCGUGUGCGAAUAAGGAUCUUGAAAAAGAGAAAUUUAUAAUAGAAAAGAUAAUUAAGACAAAAGGAAAAGGAAAAAACAAACAAUAUUUUGUCAAGUGGCAAGGAUAUCCAGAUAAAUUUAAUUCUUGGGUUCUUGCAUCAACAAUAUCAGAAUGA